CCUGUUGCUGUGUUUAUGAGAUUUAAUAAUCUUAUUGGGAGGAGGGGAACUGUUUCUGGAUUAGCACAGGAGCCCAUGGAAAAUCCUGAAUGAUUCCUCAUCCCUAGAUCCCUUACAGUCUGGCUUCCACCUGGGACAUGGGGUGGAGACGUUGCUGGUCACCCUCACGGAUGAUCUCUGCAGGCAGCUGGAUCGUGGCGGAUUGGCGCUGCUGAUACUAUUGGAUUUGUCAGCAGCAUUCGAUACAGUCGAUUACGAUCUAUUGACCCACCACCUUGCCGAUGUGGGGAUACGAGGGACUGCCUUACAGUGGCUUGUUUCUUUUCUCCACGGUCGGGGACAGAGGGUGGCACUUGGGGAGAAAUUGUCAUCCCACCACCCAUUGGUGUGCAGUGUCCCUCGGGGCAAUACUCUCCCCAUUACUGUUUAAUGUUUAUAUGCGCCCCCUCGGCCAGCUGGUGUGGAGUUUUGGACUUGGGUGUCAUCGAUAUGCUGAUGACACCCAACUAUAUCUGAUGAUGGACAGCUGGUCCAACUGUGCCCCAGAUGUCUUGGAGCGUGCCUUCGAAGCUGUGACUGGGUGGUUGGAGCAGAGUCGGUUGAAAUUAAAUCCCACAAAGAUGGAGGUCCUGCAUGUGGGUCUGGGGGCUAUGGGCACGGGACUCCAGCUUCCCGCUCUUGAUGGAGCGCUACUUGCGCUGGCUUCGAGAGUUAGGAGGCUGGGGGUGAUCCUGGAUGCCUCUUUGACUAUGGAGGCACAGGUUGCAGUGGUUGCCCAGUCUUCAUUUUUCUGUCUAAGACAUGUCCGGCAGCUUGUCCUUUACCUAUCAACCCAUGACUUAACUGCAGUGAUCCAAGCAACGGUCACCUCUAGAUUAGACUACUGCAACUUGCUCUAAGCAGGGCUUCCCCUGGGCCUGAUCCGGAGGCUACAGCUGGUCCAAAAUGCAGCUGCCCAUGGAUGCGGAUCCCGAUUGUUCUGCUGCACAUCAGUCGUCUGACAAUGACUCUGACACAGAGAGCAAAACUGAUCUGGAUGCUCAGGCUCAAGAGUACAUUGAACGCGUUCUUGGUCCUCCAGGCCAGCCCACUCAGGCCUCCCAGUGUCUGCCCCUGGAAUCUCUCUCAGGAGGUGGGCUGGCCCGAGUGUCUGACCACAAGUCACCUCCUGUAGAGCUAAAAAAGUCUCCAGUCAGUGAUGAGACAGUCUCGGGGCUGUUGUCUCUUCCUCUAGAGCUGAUCUUGGAGAUCUGUUCCUACUUGCAGGCCAGGUUUGUCCUGAGUGUCCUUCCUUUGGUCUGUCAGACACUGAGGGACAUUGUGCAGGAUGGAGUUAUGUGGAGAAUUCGCCUGCAGAAGAGGAUUGGCAGCUGCUACCCAGUUGUGGAAGAUGACAAAUUUAACUGGCCAGCUGCCUGCAUUGAACUAGAGGAACAUCUCCAGCAGUGGGCAGAAGAUGGCAAGAAUACAGAGUACUUUUCUCUAGCUGAUGGGCACUUUGCUUCAGUUGACGCUGUGCUGCUCCUCCAGGGUGGGGAGCUCUGUGUCUCAGGUUCUCGGGACCGAAAUGUCAACUUGUGGGACCUGAGGCAGUUGGGCAAAGCCCCAGAAAAAGUGCUCGUGAAGGCUCUAGGAACGGAGCGCAAUGGGACGCACAAGGGAUGGGUAUGGUCACUGGCUUCAAGAGAUGACCGGGUGUGCUCAGGCUCCUGGGAUAGCACAGUGAAGCUUUGGGACAUAGCUGCUGAUGGGCAGCAGUUUGGAGAACUCAGAGGGAAAGCAGCUGUGUUGUGCCUUUCUUACCUGCCUGACAUCCUGGUCACGGGAACCUAUGACAAGAAAGUGACAGUAUAUGACCCACGAGCUUCUCAACCCCUAGUAAAAAGCCGCAAGCUCCAUUCCAGUGCGGUCCUGUCCCUUGCAGCUGAUGAGCACUUCAUCAUCUCUGGAAGUGAGGAUCGGACACUGGUGUUUUUUGACAGGAGGGCCAACAGUGUCCUUCAGAGGCUACAGCUGGACUCCUAUCUCCUCACCAUGUCAUACCAGGGUUCUCAGCUGUGGGCUGGAGACAACCAUGGGCUGCUGUAUGUGUUUCAGAACCAAGGGGGCAGCUUUCAACACAUAAGGCACUUUGAUGUGGGUCACCGCUCUCAGAUCACUGGAGUCCAACUCUCGGUGGGCAAACUGUACACAACUUCUACUGACAAGACGCUGCGUGUCCAUAUUCCCACAGAUCCACCAAAGGCCAUCUGUUCACGGACACACAACUACAUGCUAAGUGGGAUUAGCGUUGAAGGGAACAUAGCAGUAGCUGCCUCAGGUGGUCUCUCUUUGGAGGUCUGGAGACUCCGUGUGUGAUGAAGAGUCAGCCAUGGAUCCAGACCUGCAGCUACAGGGGUGCCAAGUUUUGCAGCUUGGACAACCUCCUGUUGGGGACUAGAGUCCUGGUUCCUGUUGAGCUUUAGGUUGUUUGUAUGCACUAUGGAAUUGUGAAGUCACAGGCUUCAGCCUGGGCUUGUUCUAGAGGCUUAUACAGUGAUGAAUACGUCAGUACACAUCCAAGCUCCUCUUUCUCCCUAGCAUGUGCCCACUUACAAUCUCUGUCUCCUGGGUGGGCACUCUUGCUGGGCGGGCACUCAUUGCUAAGCCUGCUGUACAGGCUGGAGCAGAGCUGCCUGUUGAGCGGUGUGGCGGAUAAGGAGAACAUGCUGGUCCUGCGGCUGAACCCUAUAACAUUCCAGGCACAGUUCUAGCCCUGAGAACAACUUGAAGUGGGGGGGGGGCGGGGGGGGCACACAGAAUAGAGGCUGGAGUUUGCAGUCAGGCAUAAAUUACCUUCUAGCCACCAAAUUCUGGUCCAUGUUUACAUUUUUAUUAAAGAUGUUCUGUUGUGGUGGCUGAUGUGUUGUAAUGGUGGAUUGUUUAUUUCUCACGGCUCGUAGCCUGCCUUUUAAAUGCCGCUGCCUUGCAUUUCUUGGUUUGGAAAUAAGACAGUGUAUUGAAGAACUUGACUG
Messenger RNA from Eublepharis macularius, 3014 nucleotides. RefSeq names its product F-box and WD repeat domain containing 9 (gene FBXW9). Gene Ontology annotation, cellular component: preribosome, large subunit precursor. Gene Ontology annotation, molecular function: protein binding. The record is from RefSeq and is a predicted model, not a curated record. The transcript has 11 exons. Bases 946 to 2358 code for a protein of 470 amino acids. NCBI's taxonomy places the organism in Eukaryota, Metazoa, Chordata, Lepidosauria, Squamata, Eublepharidae.